AUGUCUCAGGAAAGACCUAACAUUACACUCUACACGGCUAGCACGCCCAAUGGAAUAAAAAUAUCCAUAGCUUUAGAAGAGCUAGGCCUGCCGUACAAAGUGGAGAACAUUGAUAUGUUCAAGAAUACUCAGAAAGAACCCUGGUUUCUCGAAAUCAACCCCAAUGGACGAAUACCAGCCAUCACGGAUACGUUUUCUGAUGGGAAACAAAUACGCUUGUUCGAAUCUGGCAGCAUCCUCCAAUACCUUGCAGAGCAGUACGAUAAAGACCACAAGAUCUCUUACCCCCCUGGCUCCCGAGAGCAAUACGAAGUGAAUAACUGGGUCUUCUUCCAGAAUGCGGGACUCGGCCCAAUGCAGGGCCAGGCCAACCACUUCAAUCGAUAUGCGCCAGAGAAGAUACAGUAUGGCAUCGAUAGGUACACAACCGAGAGUCGACGGCUCUAUGGUGUCCUUGACAAGCAUCUUGAGAAUUCAAAAUCUGGGUUCCUAGUUGGUGAUCACAUCUCCACAGCAGACAUUACUACUAUAGGGUGGGUGAUGUCGGCUGCAUAUACGGGGCUGGACAUCGAAGAAUUCCCUCGCUUGAAGGCUUGGGUGGAAAUGAUGUUAAAACGGCCUGGUGUGGACCGUGGCAAAGACGUACCCACAAAAUGGCGAGUGACAGAAAUGAGCAAGGAGGAAAUGAAGGCAAUUAGCGACUGGAUGAUGAAAAGCAUGAAAGAUGACUCGAAAGAAUAG
Messenger RNA from Endocarpon pusillum Z07020, 741 nucleotides. RefSeq lists its product as uncharacterized. The coding region runs from base 1 to 741 and encodes 246 amino acids. Lineage: Eukaryota; Fungi; Ascomycota; Eurotiomycetes; Verrucariales; Verrucariaceae. The record is from RefSeq and is a predicted model, not a curated record. The transcript is spliced from 2 exons.